This is a messenger RNA of Miscanthus lutarioriparius, 2985 nucleotides long. The record is from the annotation of a GenBank genome assembly. Lineage: Eukaryota; Viridiplantae; Streptophyta; Magnoliopsida; Poales; Poaceae.
AUGGGAGCCAGAGUUUACUCUCGCCGGAAGGAGCUUACGAAUGAAAGAAGUCAGACCUUAAAAUGCAGCCACUAUGUUCCUGCUGUCAUCCCAGAAAACACUGCCCUUCCAUGUGUAGUCUACUGCCAUGGGAAUAGUGGAUGCAGAGCAGAUGCAAAUGAAGCCGCUGUCAUACUUCUUCCUUCAAAUAUCACCCUUUUUACACUUGACUUUGCGGGAUCAGGGCUAUCAAGCGGAGAUUAUGUCAGCCUUGGUUGGCAUGAGAAGCAGGAUCUCAAAUGUGCCAUGUCCUUUCUGCGUAACAAUAAGCAAGUUUCUCGUAUAGGCCUUUGGGGGCGCUCGAUGGGUGCUGUUACAAGUCUGCUAUAUGGAGCAGAAGACCCCUCAAUUGCUGGCAUGGUUCUGGAUAGUGCUUUCGCUAACUUAUAUGACUUGAUGAUGGAGCUCGUAGAAGUUUACAAAAUACGAGUUCCUAAGUUCACGGUUAAGAUGGCUGUUCAGUACAUGCGACGUGUCAUUCAGAGAAGAGCUAAAUUUGACAUAAUGGAUCUUAAUGUUGUCCAGUUUGCACCCAAGACGUUUAUUCCUGCAUUAUUUGGACAUGCUUCAAAUGAUAUGUUUAUUCAGCCACAUCACACAGAACGUAUUCAUCAGGCAUAUGCGGGGGAUAAAAAUCUAAUCAAAUUUGAGGGUGAUCACAAUUCCCCAAGGCCCCAGUUUUAUUACGACUCUGUUUCAAUAUUCUUCUACAACCUUCUUUACCCACCUCAGUUUCCUUCAACUUGCACAAAUAAAUUUGAUAAGUAUUACAACCUUGGUGCUUUUAAGGGUGGUGCUGGUACCAAUGAGAGCUUAUUGUAUGAGAUCAUCAAUGGUCUACGGGCAGCUGGCACUGAUGCAGGAAGUUCAUCAGCUGCUACAGCUAAUUUCACAAAUGCUACAAAAUCAGUAGUUGAAUUGCUGACAGAGAGGGUAAAUCAGUUAUCUGUUAAAAAUGAUAAUGACUUGGAUUUUCUUUUGGAUGAAAAUCAUAACCUCACUGAGAUGGACGGUAACACAGGAGAGUGUCAUUUAGAGGAUAAAGCAAACAGACAAACAGAGGAAUGCUGUUCAUACACCAGUUCAAACAGAGAGAGCUGGGGAAGAUGUUCUUCCUUGGGCGGAGCUAGUGAUGGAUCAUCAUCAGGCGAGCAGCCUGAGAUACCUAAUCAUAAGCUCAAGGGCAGCAGAACCGCGUUUUCGGGCACAGGUGGCUUGCCAGCUUGUGUGCGCCACCUGACCAGCCGAACCGUUCCUGUUGAAGCUAUGGAAUGGCACCGCCUCUUCCUCCCUCGCCACCACUCCCUCUCCUCCGGCGCCCAGGCCAGCGCCGCUGUCGUCGCCGGCGAGAUCUCUGCCCUCCUCACCGCCCGAAGUUUGCGGGAUUCAGUUAACCGGGCGGAGCAGUUCAUACGCUCCAAUACCGUCGGGGCGUCCGGCGUCCCCGAGAUGUACCGCUCGUUGGCCGCCGCAGGCCCACGUGGGCAGCGCCUUUACCUCAGAGGCGCGGCGUCCGCGCUGGUCGAGGCAUCCGCGCGCGCGGACCUCCCCGACGGCGCGCUGCUGCUGAUCGACCUCCUCAUCCGCACGCCCAAGUUGCCGCGGCCGUCGGCGACCUCCUGCGGCCACCUCAUGGCGAAGCUCCUCUCCCUUGGACGCCGCGCGGAUGCGCGCCGCGUGUUCGAGACCCUCGCCGAUCGCCAGCGCAACAGGGCGAUCACCAAGGUGUGGAGAGCCGGGAGAGCGGCUGACGCCGUCAAGGUGUUCGGCGAAAUGGCGGGCACGGCCGCGGCGCCAAAACAUUCCAGGUACCGGUACCUUACCAUGAAUAUGAUGAAUGACUGCCUGAAGAAGGGAGAUCUGGAGGCUGCUUCCGAGUUGCGGACCCAGAUGGUGCAGGCGGGCAUGAAGCUACCCAAGCAACAGCGGCAUAUGCUUCAGAGGCUGGAAAAGUUCCGGGAGUGCCCACACAAAAUCCCCCGGAACGUGCUCAUCGAAAUCUGCAUCACGGCGGACAGCAUCGAUGACGCCAUCCAUUGGCUCCAGCACAUGGGCAACGAUGACAUGGCACCUCCCAAUGCUCACUCCUACAACCUGGUACUUGCCGGGCUCUGGAAGGCCGGUAGGGGCGACGACACUGUCAAGAUGUUCGGCGAGAUGGCAGACAUGUUCCUGGUGCCAAAUAAUUUCACAUAUACUGUCAUGAUCAAUGGCCACUUGAAGAGGCUGAGUCAUGUUCUGGCCUCGACGAAGAACGAGAGUGGGGAUCUGGAGGCUGCGCUCCAGCUGCGGGCUCAGAUGGUGCAGGAUGGCUUCAUGCCAGAUGAAUACACCUACCAUUCACUGAUGGCAGAACUCUGCUUGGCUGAACGGCUGGGAGACGUUACAGCUCUGUUCCAUGAGAUGCUGAUGCAAGGGACGACACUACACAAGAUCGUUCAUGGCAGCCUGUUUGAGUUCCUCUUCAGAAUCAAUGAAGAUCAGCUACUGGGCAUCAUUGAAAAAUCUGCAAAGGACGGUGUUGCUGCAAAGGAUAAUGGUUGUGUUACCUUGUUGAAGGAGCUUUGCAGGAUUCAGAAAGUUUCACUCGCAGAGAAGGUGUUGCAGACAUUUGCGAAAACAGGGUUGGUACCAACAACGGAGAUGUACAACAUUGUCAUUGAUGGGUAUUGCAAGAUCAAUGAGCUCCAAGGGGCAUUCUCGUUGUGUCGCCAGAUGGAAUCACAUGGUCAGGUUGUACCUAAUGAAGCCACCUACGAUGCACUGCUGCUGGCCGUGUGCAACAGCACGAGCAUCAUGUAUUGGGAGGACGUGGUGGAGUUGUUUGAGAAAAAUGGAGUUAGUACUGAUGCGCUGAACUCCGGCAGUUCUGCUACAUACGGAUUCAAGUAUAGGAAUAGCCUAGUACCUAGAAUGUUUAACAAACUGGUGAGCAAGCUAUUUUAG